AUGGAGGUAUUAUCUGACAACAACUCUAGGAAAACCGAGCAAUCGCUUCCUCCGAGAAGAGGCCAAGUCAAGAUUUCAAUCGCACGUCAACUCUUUAGAUUUACGGUUUCGAUCGUUUCGUCGUCGUGGAAGAAACGAGAGCCGCCGGCCCCCUCCUUCCACCGCAAACGCCGACGAUCACCGAUUCACCAUUUUGCGACCAUGGAGUUUCCAUCUCAUAACAGCUCCGGAACCGUUCCUCCGAAGAGAGGCCGAAUCAAGAUCAUGAUCGCUCGCGAUCUAGUCAGAUCGGCGAGCUCCAUCGUCUCGCCUCCUCCGAGGAGAAGCCGAAUCAAGAUCUUGAUCGCUCGCGAUCUGAUCAGAUCGGCGACCUCGCCAUGGACCCAGAACUACCACGACGUUGACAGCAAGAGAGGAGGCUAA
Microthlaspi erraticum is the source of this 423-nucleotide messenger RNA. Lineage: Eukaryota; Viridiplantae; Streptophyta; Magnoliopsida; Brassicales; Brassicaceae. The record is from the annotation of a GenBank genome assembly.